Molecule: messenger RNA, 1751 nt
Organism: Lecanosticta acicola
Lineage: Eukaryota; Fungi; Ascomycota; Dothideomycetes; Mycosphaerellales; Mycosphaerellaceae
Source: the annotation of a GenBank genome assembly
AUGCCAUCCACGCGCCAUGAAGUCAGCGACCCUCCCCACGCCAAGACGUCCGACUCCGACUCCGAGGAGGGUCAAUACACGCUGGUGCUGGGUACAUUGGAGGAUGAGGCGGGAUACGAGCUGGAAAAGCUGGGACGACGUCUUCACGAUGGCGACAGUCCUACUGCAGCAGGCGCAGAAGAUGAGGACGAAGAUGACGAGCAGGUUCCGCUUGCCGGAGGCCAUGCAGCUGUCACCUCCCAUCGACAGAGAAGGAGUAGUGCGCAGUCCUUCGAGCUAUACACUCCAGAUGAAGAGCGGCGGGUGCGAUGGAAGCUGGAUACUCGUCUCGUGCUCUUCGUCGCUUUGCUGUACAUGAUGGUGAGUUCGUAAACAAAAGACCGUAUUCUACUCGUUCCCACAGCUAAGCCUUGUAGUCUUUUCUCGAUCGCUCAAACAUAGGUACAGCUCUCAUGCCAUCCCACACAACCUACAUCUCCAGUACUGACUAGACUCGAGGAAACGCCUACAUUGCUGGGCUCACGGAAGACCUGGAAAUCACAGACGAUCAAUUCGAUUGGCUCCUGACAAUCUUCUACAUCUUCUACAUUGCCUUCGAAUGGAUGACCCUCUGCUACAAGAUCUUCUCGCCGCAUAAAUAUGUCGCCAUCUGUGUCUUCGUCUGGGGAGCAGUGGCCUCUCUCCAAUCCGUUACCUCCAAUUACCCCCUCAUGCUCCUCUGGCGCGCUCUAUUGGGAAUAGGGGAAGCUGCAUUCGUGGGCAUGCCAUUCUACCUCACAUUCUUCUUUCGCAGAGAAGAGCUCGCCUUCCGCACCGGAAUCUUCAUCGCCGCAGCUCCUCUCGCUACCACGUACGCCAGCAGCCUCGCUUACGCAAUCGUCAAGCUAGGCAACGCCACGGGUAUCGCAAGCUGGCGCCUCCUCUUCCUCCUCGAAGGUUUUCCGGCUUGUCUUGUAGCCGUCUGGACCUGGUACUGGCUUCCAGACUCUGCAUCUGACCCUCGUUGCCUCUGGCUGACCGAGCGCGAACGGAAAAUCGCAACCUUGCGCAAACGCAACGAAACCUCCCGCUCCAAGCCCACCCACACCAAAAGCACAAGACUGGGACUCGAUUUCUCCGCAGUCGCCACGACCCUCAAAGACCCCAAAAGCUACCUGACGGCAAGCAUGUUCUUCUGCUGUAAUGUCGCCUUUAGCAGCAUGCCCGUCUUCCUCCCCACCAUCAUAAGCCAAAUGGGUUUCACCAAGGAAUCCUCCCAAGGUCUCUCCGCUCCUCCUUUCCUCUUCGCCUUCUUCGUCGUCCUCCUCACCGCCUGGCUCUCCGACAAGAUCCACUCCCGAAGCAGCUGCGUCAUCUUCCACGCCCUCCUGGCAUCCCUGGGCUACCUCGCCCUCACCCUGGAAGGACUCUUCGAUCUCGGCGACGUCCCACGCUAUCUAGCGGUCUUCCCCAUCUGCGCGGGUUUCUUCUCUGCCGUCACGAUUGUCAUUACAUGGACGGUGAAUAAUCAACAUACGGACGAAGGCAAAGGCACCGGGAUGGCAGUUUUGAAUACCUUUGGACAAUUGGGACCGCUGUUAGGAACGAGACUGUAUCCGGAUUCCCAGGCGCCGGAUUAUCUCAUGGGAAAUAGUAUCUGUGCGGGCGCGAUGGGUUUGGUCGCUAUUCUGGCCUUUGGGUUGAGAGUGCUCUUGCUGAGGGAGAAUAGGAAGAGGAAAGGGAGACGAGACGAGUUUGACUUCAUGAUAUAG